AUGCCUGCCUUGCCCUCGCCUUUCGCCAAAGGGGGAUGCAUCGUGUCAAGGCCAGUAGGGCCGGCCGGUCCUACAAGGCCGGUGAAGUCGUCUUCGGGAAAGCUUGAGUCACUCAGGCUUGCAGGAGUGAAGGUUCCGAGUGUGCCGGGACAAAGCUGGGAUCAGAAACUCUCCGAGGCGAGGGAAGCAGCUUUGGCAAAGUGGCUAGGGAUUCUUGAAAGGUUCCCUGACGAUUUUGGUCUUUCUCUGUCGAUUCGGUUAGAUAAGGAGAACGGGCGAGACUCUGACUUGAAGUCUUCCUUGCAAGAUGUGUUUUCUCAGAAGGCGAGCGUCACGAUCUCGGGUCGUGCUGGGCCUCUUGCCAGGUACAUCAAGCACUGCCGAAGUUGCCAGGUCAUGCCUUUCCCUGUCACUGAAGCAGGGAUCUAUGCUUUCCUACAGGAUUAUGCAUCUCACGAGGCGCCCACUUUCGCCAGGAGUUUCUUGAGCAGCCUCGCUUUUGCAAAGUUCACUGUAAGCUUGAAGGUGAGUGAUGAAGUCUUCAGCCCCAGGGUCCGUGGACUGUCGUCGAAGCUGUAUCUUGAAAAGAGGAAGACUCGGCAAAAGCCGUCGCUCAAAGUUGAUCAUGUGCGCAAGUUGGAGGCCAUCGCUUCCGGCUCAAUCGUGCUCGAACCUUCAGACCGGGUCGCUGCUGGCUUCUUCGUGUGGACCUUGUAUGCACGAGCGAGGUACUCGGAUGCCCAAGCUGCGGGUGCAAUGACUUGCGACUUAAGCGAUACGCCAGACGGCACAGUUGGAUACCUGGAGUCCGCUGUUGAGCGAAGCAAGACUUCGUUCGUUCUCACUGGAAAGAAAGGUCAGGUAUUUGCACAUGUUUGCUCCCAUCCAAGGAAUAGGGUGGCAAACGUCGCCGUUGGCGGUGGCGAGUGCCACGAAAUGGAUGAAGUGAGAGCGGCCCUAGGCUAUCACGCCAGGGGCCGUGAUGGAACCGAGCUCAUCUAUGGGAGAGACAACAUGUCUGCUCCUGUGCGCCAGCUGCAAGGGGUUCUGCUCGAAGUGUCGCGCGAAAGGUUCAUGCCGGACGCCACCAGGUCCGGUUACUUCGUGAAGCGCUUUGAAGAUCCGGAGGGGAUGCCCAUUCCUCCUGACGAGGUUCUGUCGGAUUCUUCUUCCGAGGCCAGCGAGGAUGCCGAGGAUGUCGAUCAUGUAGCUGCGGAGGCGGCCACCGACGAGUUGGGAAGGCAAUGGGAGCCCGAUGCAGGCUUGCGUGCCGAGCUUGAAGCAGUCCCUUUGUUCAGGAACAGGGAUAGCCGUUUCACUCAUGCUGUCGCGUCCGAAGAAGGCGACACGUUCAGAUGUGGGAGAAACAUCUCGACCAGGUAUGAAAGGUUGUCCUCCAUGGCGAACUACUCUGAGAGUCAAUCGGUUCUGCAGUCACGAUUGAGUGUCGUGGGUUUCGCGGAAGCUGACGUUCAGAAAAUUCUGCCAGAGGUGGGAAACUUGAGGAGGCUGGCUUUCAUUUCUUCUUUCACACCUGGUCAGACUGACGAGGAGCCGUUGAUGCAGGUGUUAAAAGACAUCUUGAAGCGAGACCUGACAAUUGCAGACAAGGCGAAUUGGCGUGCGGUUUACAAUGAGGCUUUUGCCAUUGUGACCGCGGAAAUGAAGCAGAGGAUUGAGAAGGCCGACCCAGAGUCGACCGUCAGGCCUUUGUCUCAGCCUGAGAGGUCGGAGCGGUACGAGCGGCAGGCCAAGAAGCUUGUCGGGAUAUCACUUAAAGGGCCUCUGGAGCCUGCCGAUGCACUUGUUGAUCUUUCUGUGGCUUCCUAUGAGGCAAAUGAGCUGAGGUACAUUCCGUGGGACCGGUGUGUGUCUAAGGAAGCUGAAUUGGCUGGCGAGAAGAAACGUGAUGUCAGGUUCACUGUUGAGGAGUCUUCGGGCAAGCUUCGGAUCGAGCAUAAACAGCCUGAUCUGGUUGCGGAUACCUCUUCAGAGAUUCUUGUUCAGCAGGCUCUCACCAGGAGAGCUUUGGCCAUGGAUCAGGCGAACCUGAUCGAGUUCAGUGUUGCUGAUCAAUGGACUCAACGCUUGAUGAAGGCUCGCAUGCAAUCGCCUGCGGAGCAUUUUGCCAGGCCCACUUGGAAGCAGCUUGAGUCGGCGGACCGGCAGCUGUUUGCCGAGCUACGUGACAAGACCAGGGCAGGUGUGCAGACUGUCGCAUCGGGUCGCCCGUUGGACUCACUCCUGCCCGAUGCGAUGUACAUGAACGAGGUGUCAUGCCUAUUGCAGCCUUUUCCGGCCCCUUCCAUGAAGGACGCUCCCCAGAAGCCGGAUGCUCCCAAGUGGGAGAGGCCUUCUCCUUACACCAAAGGUGGGGGCAAAGGAAAGAAAGGUAAGCAGAGGUUCAUGACAAGGUUGCCCGCCGGCUUGGAAGGCUGCAGGUCCCACACUAAUCGUGGGGACCCAAUCUGCUUUGCCUUCAACCUGGGUGGCUGCUCGACGAAGGGGCAGAAGUGCGAGAAAGGCUUGCACAUCUGUGCAGGUGCCUCGCUGAUGGCCGGUGCUCCAGAGAGUGUGCAUCAGCCGGCAGCGGAGGCCUCGCACGAUAAUGAUCUCCGAGAGGGAGUUCAUCGGCCGAAAGAUGCAUGCACGGGUGGCUGUCCAACGAAAGGUGUGGAUUGUCGCCCAACUCCGAGUGUUGAUCGAGAGGAUCAUCACGAGCACAACGUUGGCUCGUACAGUGCCAUCGCUAGGCCCUCGCCGAGUGUGGUGGAGGCCGCACGCAGCAGGUCCCCGAAGCACCGUGAUGGGGCGGGGCCACAGAGCGGCAAAGAGAGUUCUUCACUUGACGAGGGUCAUGUGAGUGCCGCUGAUGUCCUUCGAGUUUUCGAUGGUCUUCCUUCAGAUGACUUGAAGAGGGGUGCCAGUGCGCCUCUCCCAACUUCAAAGUCUUAUGCCACAGGAGCGUAUGUUCUUGGGGGCAAUGUGGGUUUGAAGGCUAAUGCCUCAACUAGCCCAGAAGCGCUCGACAUCUUUGCAAGGUUUGUGAGGCAGAGCGUUCCGGGGUUCAAAUUUUCUUCAAUAAAUAUAUUCGAGGAUGUUCGCGCUGAGCGUCACCGCGAUCAGUGGAAUGCAAAUUUGCAUAACCUGGCGAUUGCCAUAACAGAAUGUUCAGGUGGUGCCAUCUUUGUAGAGCACGAAGAUGGCCGGGAUGUUUCGUCCCUCAAUGGUGCCCAGGGUUCUCGCCUGGCUGUUGCAGAGGGCCCCGUGCGAUUCAAUGCAAGGCAUUAUUGGCACUACACUGAGGCUUGGCAAGGCCGGAGGGUCGUGCUGAUAGCAUACACAAUCCGCCAUGUUGAAUCGCUGAGCAAGGAACAUCUUGAUUUUCUCCGGAGGUGCAAUGUUGAUGUUCCGACAUGCGCGCCUGAGAGCGCGCGUUUGGCGCCUGCCCAGGUGUGUGGUCGUCAGCGGCCUUCCUCACCCUCCAAUGGAGCUGAGGUGUCGCUUAGGCCUUUGCCCGCUUCGGUUAUGCCCACCGUUAGCCCUAAGGAACCUAAUAGCGGCCCUGGUAGUCCUUUAAAGCCUGGUUCUGCUCUCUAUGUUGAAAUAAAGUGUGGUUCCGGUUUGCUAGCUGCUCGUGUGCGGCGAGAUGGAUUCCAAGUCAUGGCGCUUGAACACUCGCGCCCUGCUGGGCGCGUGCACAUCCACCUGGUCCCGGUGGACAUCGAAACUGAAUCGGGUUUCUCCUUUGCGCAGACUGUCAUUGGCCAAGACGCCCCUUUUCAUGUGCAUUUCUUCCCGGCGACUAAGGAUUGUUUUAAGGCCUCUUUCAACGCAGUGCAAACCCUCCGCCUCGCCAAGCUCUUGCUCGCGUCUGACUUGCAUUGGAGUAUCUUGCAUCCCCUGGCGUCGGCCCUGUGGGGCCAGCUGGACUUGCCCGAUGCGGUGCACUGCCUCGAAUUUUGUGCCGGCUGCUACGGGGCUCUCAGCCCGGUAAAGAUGCGCAUGUGUACAACCCAGCCCGCGCUGGCAGGCAUGCCCAUACCAGUGUGCCGCUGUCGCCAAAUGCCCCAUGUUGCGGGCUCGCUUGCGCCAGAUUCCUUGUACACACCGAAAUUCUGUGAUGUUUUCGCUGGCCUCUUGCAGCUGUCGGUAGGCCAUGCCGGCCUCUUACUUGAACACGCUGUUCCGCUGCAAUGCUCGCGUCAUUCUGCAGCCGCUGCCGCGGGGCGACAGCCUCGAUUGUCAAAAUUCCAGCCACAGAUCGCCGAAUUUAAGUGCCAAGCCACGGUCCGUGAAUUCCCGUGGCCUCUUCCAUUGGAUGAUAAAGGUAAUCUUAAAUGUGCCAUAGGGUCAAUCCCUCCUGGCUCCCGCCUUCUUCGCAUUGUGUGUGAUCGGGGGGUUGUCGGUGCGAAGCAGGUCGGAAGCCUGUCAGGUGUGCCUUCGUCAGUUACUUUUGGCAUCUACCGCACAGAACAUGAGUUUGUGGCGCAGGCUUUGCAUAUCGAUCAUCCCUUCGACUUGUGCGUGGCAGUCCCGGACUUCAUGCUGAGAGCCUUGGCUUUUACCUUGAAAGAGGGUCCGGUUGGCGUGAUGAAACACCGUCUGAAUCUGCUCCAGCAGUGGACUUCUUGGAAGCGUGAGCUGUCAAGUGCCGAAGCCGAGCUUCAUGCUGCCAUGGAUCCUGGUGUGGCAUCUGUGAUGAAAGGCAAGAAUAUUUUGCUUCUGGAAAAGAUCGCAUCAACUUUCGGUUGGCCUGACACGGAAGUGUUUGAACACCUUAAGCAUGGUUUUCCUUUGGUCGGGGAGUCGAGCCCUUCCGGCAUUUUCGAUGUAGAUAGAAAGCCGGCUCUGAUGACGCGUGCAGAGCUUGUGCAGCAUGCCAAGUUUCUUAAGCCGGCGCUGUGGGCGAAGGUGGCGAGCGCAGAGGUGGAUGAUCUGGCUCGGGAGGUGUGGGAUUCCACACAACAAGAGAUGCUAGUCAAGGAGUGGCUGACGGGGCCUUACUCGUGGGACGAGCUGCAAGCCCGUCACCCCGAAGGAUGGCUUCCAGUGCGGAGGUUCGGCAUUGUGCAAAAGGCCAAGAUGCGAUCGAUCGAUGACUUGGCCGAGAACUCGGUCAACCGCGCUUAUGCUGUCUCCGACCGGAUUGCUCUGAGAGCCCUUGAUGAAUUGGUGUGGCUUGCGAUCACCCUUUUCAAGAUCUUCAUGGCGAAAGGCGAGGUGAGCAUUCCUUUGUCGGACGGUGAACAUCUUCGCUUUCCUGUGCAUUCCUUCUGGAGAGCCCUGAAGCCCGAGGCGCUUCAACCGAGCUUGAAAACAGUGGAUUUGAAAAGUGCUUAUAAACAGUUGGCGGUCUCGCCACGAGAUCGUUGUCUGAGCAUAGUGACCAUCAAGGACCCGGUUUCGGGCCUUCCCUUCGGCUUCGAGAGCCGAACUCUUUUGUUUGGAGCCACCUCGUCGGUGGUUUCGUUCAACCGCGUUGCAAGAUUGAUCCAGAGGGUUCUGAUCACGUUGCAGGUGCUGGCUUGCAACUACUUUGAUGAUUGCCCAGUGUUGGAGGUCUUGCCACUCUGCAACAACACGCAGUCGACCAUCAAAGCUGCUUUGGAUCUGCUGGGCUUCUCAUGGGCAGAGGAUAAGGACCUUCCUUUCAGCCAUGAAGCCGAGCUACAGGGCGUUAGGGUUGACCUAGGCACUUUCGGGGUCGUUAAGAUUGGGAACAAGCCUGAUCGUGCUGCUUCCAUUGCCGCCGCGAUGGACUCCGUCUUGAGCGAGGGCCGUCUUGAUCCGAAGACUCUGCCUUUUUUGUUCGGUCGCAUCCAGUUUGCUGAAGGUCAGUUGCACGGGCGGCUGGGAAGAUUAGCCCUGGCCGACCUCAGAGCGUGCACGAUGAGCUCUCAGGCUCAGGCCCUCGAUGCCACAGCUGUGCAGGCCCUUCGCCAUCUUAGGACCCGGGUUCUUGGGGGUACCCCUAGGAUAGUCCCGGCCUGUGUGGGGUCUCGCCGUUCUGUGAUUUUCACUGAUGGCGCUUACGAGCCGACGAAUGGUUCUUACCCUGCUACUGUCGGAGGAGUCUUGUACCAUUACGACAACGGAGCGUGGUGCACUUCCUACUUUGCAUGUGCUAUCCCUUUGAGCGUUGUACAGAGCUGGGAGGCUCUCGGGAAAAGGCAUUUGAUAGGCCCAGUUGAGAUGUACGCAGUUGUAUGUGCGAGAGAAGCCUGGUCGAAGCACUUGAACAUGCAAAGGGUGACCAUGUAUGUGGAUCACUCCGGAGUGUUGGCCUCCUUGGUGAAAGGCUCUUCUAAAGACCCUUUAUGGAGGCAGCUCUUGCUGAUCUUUGAGAGUUGCGACGCUGAGGCGAUGCUCCCUUGGUUUAGCCGCGUUCCAAGUGCAAGCAAUCCGGCCGAUCCUCCUUCACGUGCCAAGGCGAUCUUUCCAGUCAGGGGGCAAGUGUGCAGAGUGUCGCCUCGAUGCCCGAUCAAUGGCAAUGCCACGAUUGAUCUCCUUCUUAAGUGA
Messenger RNA from Symbiodinium sp. CCMP2592, 6522 nucleotides. Lineage: Eukaryota; Dinophyceae; Suessiales; Symbiodiniaceae. The record is from the annotation of a GenBank genome assembly.